UGUAAGCUGGAUGAGAGGAAGCGAUGUUCUUAAUAGGUUUUAAACGAACAAAAACGAAGUCUGUCUUUAUUAGCUGACUUUAAAAAAACAGUUUGUCAUGGAUUAAUGUUUUUUUUCCAAUGGAUUGUAAUUUUUCUUCUUUGAUUACCUUACUGGGAAAUAAUCUUAGCUGAUCCGUUAUGACAAAGACAAUAGGAUACGGAGACUGGAGAUGGCGAGCAGUCUGGUGGAAUUAUUUCUUUCUCCUGUGGAGUACAAUAGAAGGACAGACUCGUUACAGUAUCCCAGAGGAACUUAAACAGGGAUCUGUGGUUGGAAAUCUUGCCAAAGACCUGGGUUUGUCUUUAUCUGAGAUUUAUGACCGUAAACUGCGUGUCGCCUCUGAGGCUGGUGAGCAGUAUUUCAGCGUGGAUGCGGGGAAGGGUGAGCUGGUGGUGAACGACCGAAUAGACAGGGAAGCUUUAUGUGGACAGAGCUCAAGCUGUGUGUUGACUCUGCAAGUGGUGAUUGAUAAACCGCUUCAGUUAUACCGAGUAGAAGUGGAAAUACAAGAUAUUAAUGACAAUUCUCCUACAUUUGCUUCACCAGAGAAAACUUUACAAAUAGCUGAGUCCACAGCGGCGGGGAUUCGUUUUCCUUUGGAAACAGCGCAAGAUCAGGAUGUUGGAAUGAAUUCAGUAAACUCAUAUACUUUGAGUAAAGACGACUUUUUUAGUUUGAAGAUUAAAGAUUUGUCCGGAGGGAGAAAAGUCCCAGAAUUAGUCCUAUCUAAAUCCCUCGACAGAGAAAAAAACCCUACACAUCAGCUUACCCUCACAGCUGUAGACGGAGGAAACCCAGCAAAAUCUGGGACUUCCCAAAUAACUAUAAACGUGUUGGAUAUUAAUGAUAAUAUUCCUAUAUUUGAGAAAAAUAUUUACAAAACUUCCAUAAGCGAAAAUAGUGUUGAAAGUACACCUAUCCUUACACUGACAGCAAAAGAUGCUGAUGAAGGUCUUAAUGGAGAAGUAGAGUAUUCAUUUGGCUCGCAAACCCCAGAUAUGAUCCGAUCUGUGUUUGAUAUUGACUCAUUUACCGGAGAAAUGCGUCUUAUUAGAAAUUUAGAUUUCGAAAUAAAUGCUAAUUAUGAAAUAGAUAUUUCAGCAACAGACAAGGGAACACCAAGAAUGGAGGGACAUUGCAUUGUUCAUGUUGAAGUGUUAGAUGUUAACGAUAAUCCUCCUAAUAUACUUCUGACCUCACAACCAAGCUCAAUACCUGAGAACGCACCAAGUGGAACUGUAGUAGCUUUAAUAAGUGCCCGAGACACGGAUUCUGGUGAUAAUGGUAAAGUGACAUUGCAGCUUCCAAAAGGUUCACCAUUUAAACUAAAACCCUCAUUUUCUGAUAAUUACGCACUGGUAACCGAUGGAGCUCUAGACCGAGAAAAGUUCUCUAACUAUAAUGUUGAAAUAACAGCCACUGAUUUAGGUUCUCCGUCUCUGUCGUCUAAAAAGACCAUUAAUGUAACAGUUACUGAUGUAAAUGACAAUCCACCUAAAUUUACUCAGCCCACUUAUACAGUGUAUUUGAAAGAGAAUGGAGUCCCAGGUUCUAUACUGUACUCAGUAUCAGCAUCUGACUUGGAUUCUGGUGAAAACGCAAAGAUCUCUUACUCUAUACUGGAUUCUAAAGUUCAGGACGUUUCUGUCUCAUCUUAUGUUUACAUUAACUCGGAUAACGGCAGCAUCUACAGCAUGCACUCGUUUGACUAUGAGAAACUGAAGGUGUUUCAGAUCCAGGUUCAGGCAAAGGACCAGGGCUCUCCGUCUCUCAGCAGCAACACCACCGUCCAUGUUUUUAUCCUGGACCAGAACGACAAUGCUCCCGCUGUUAUUUACCCCUCCUCCGCUGCCCUGGGCUCCCUCUCUCAUCAGAGGAUGCCCCGCUCCGCUAAAGCGGGUCACCUGGUUACUAAGGUGACAGCAGUGGACGCUGACUCGGGCCACAACGCCUGGAUCUCCUACAGACUGGCGGAGGCCACAGACGCCUCUCUGUUCGCUGUCAAUCUGUACACAGGGGAGGUGAGGACUAAACGCGCUGUGUCCGAGCAGGACGACUCCUCUCAGAGGCUGAUUAUAGAGAUCAAGGACGACGGGGAACCGGUCCAAUCCUCCACCGUCACAGUGUCCAUCCUGCUGGAGGACGGUCUCCAUGAACCCAUCUUAGAUCUCCGACACAAAGUGUCCGAGCCCAGCAAGAAAACUGGGAGAAUCACCCUUUAUUUGAUUCUCUCUCUGGCCUCGGUGUCCGUGCUGUCUCUGGUGACUUUUCUCAUCUUAGCGGUGAAAUGCAUCAGGAACAGCAGAAGCAGCUGCUGCGUGAGACGGAGCGACUGUGAUGAUUACAAGAACCCCAACAGAAACCUGCAGAUUCAGCUCAACACUGAUGGACCUAUAAAGUACGUGGAGGUCCUGGGAGGAGACAUGUUGUCUCAGAGUCAGUCCUUCAGGUCCUGCAUGUCUCCGAUGUCAGAGUACAGUGAUUUGACUUUGAUUAAACCCAGCAGCACCACAGACUUUAAAGAGGUGAUCAGUGUUCUGGAUGCUUCUUUACCCGACAGUACCUGGACCUUUGAGAGCCAACAGGUGAGCACUUAACUGUGGAUUUGCAUAUAAUGUUGCAGUCACUGUUGGUUUGAUCUUCUUCCUUGAAACUAAAAGAAUGAAAAAAUAAUCGUUUAAUUUAAUAUGAAGUACAAAAUAAUUGUAUCCCUAAACACGUUU
This is a messenger RNA of Melanotaenia boesemani (Boeseman's rainbowfish), 2765 nucleotides long. RefSeq names its product protocadherin gamma-C5-like. The record is from RefSeq and is a predicted model, not a curated record. Bases 180 to 2639 code for a protein of 819 amino acids. Gene Ontology annotation, biological process: homophilic cell-cell adhesion. Gene Ontology annotation, cellular component: plasma membrane. The transcript has a single exon. NCBI's taxonomy places the organism in Eukaryota, Metazoa, Chordata, Actinopteri, Atheriniformes, Melanotaeniidae. Gene Ontology annotation, molecular function: calcium ion binding.